This is a messenger RNA of Orbilia oligospora ATCC 24927, 1341 nucleotides long. RefSeq lists its product as uncharacterized. The record is from RefSeq and is a predicted model, not a curated record. Gene Ontology annotation, molecular function: protein binding. The transcript is spliced from 6 exons. Gene Ontology annotation, cellular component: Cul4-RING E3 ubiquitin ligase complex. NCBI's taxonomy places the organism in Eukaryota, Fungi, Ascomycota, Orbiliomycetes, Orbiliales, Orbiliaceae. Bases 1 to 1341 code for a protein of 446 amino acids.
AUGCAUUCAGUCCCGGAGAUUCCGGGAUUCUACUACGAUAACCAGAAGAAGAAAUACUUCAAGAUCACUGCGACCCAUACCAAUACCACGUCCGUAUACAAUGCCGAUCGGGUGAAGCAGGAAAAGGAAGCGGCUCAGGAAGCAGAGGAGCAGCGCCGUGAAGAGGAAGCAAUGCGACCAUUGCUCAAAAGAAGACGUCGUAUCAGCGAUAGCAGCAACGGUGUCUUCAACUACCGGCUGAGAAUGCAAAUGGGGCUUUUGAAGCCGGAAGCUCGAAGGGAUGGCGACUUGUCAAUGUGGGCCAACAUGAUCUGCGAGGAACGGAUCAUCACAGCCACUAGAGAUAAGAAGCUUUCGGGCUUGGAAACUGCGCCCGGGCUCGGUGGCUGCUUCACAUUCGCGCCAAACCAGGGACUUAGAUGGUACUCUCAACCGCCUGAUGAUUCAUUUUAUGAAGUUAGAAACACGGCUUCGAGAACCGUCAAGCUGCCAGGAAUGGAGAAUCGAAUGACAUCAUCUGCGAUUAUGCCUGAAGGGAAAGGUGUUCUAGUCGCUUCUGGACAGACAUAUGCUACUGUAUCUCUCGAUAAAUCCGGACAUCCAAACAUUGAUUCAGUUGUGAAUAUCCCUGACGCUGGUUGUAUCUGGGCCUGUGCUACUCACGAGUCCGGGCUCACUGCAAUCGGUGGUAGCCACAAGGCAGGAAAACGUGGUCUUCUUUCCCUGACUUCGAGCAUCGCCCCUUCUUUGCUUAUUCGCCCGGAGAGCGAUGUUCUGGCACUCGAAUACAUCGACAGGAAUACUCUCCUUGCUGGCUCUCGGAACGGUAAAAUUCAGAUUUACGAUAAUAGACGUAACCUCGAAAAGGAUAUCGCUCACGAGACCGCUCUUGCCUCGCAUGUAUCCUCGAUUACUCAUAUGCGAAAGCUGAGUAAUGAUCAUUACGUUCUGGUUAAUGGGCUUGGAAGCCAAGCAGUCCUUCAUGAUCUCCGUUACUGCCGACCAAUGACUGGCCACCAGCGAGGAAGCAAACCAAAGAGUCCGACUCAACCAGUUCUCACAUACAAGAAUUUCAACAAAUCAACCAUUAAAUUGGGAUUCGAUGUCGACCAUUCCGAGGAGCUGGUUGCAUUGGCCGGAGAGGACAACAAGAUCCGUAUCUACUCAAUUUCCACCGCAGAGUUGAUCAAAACUCUUGACUUGGAAGACGAAGUUCUCUCAAUCAAAUUCUCUAAGGACGAGUUGGACAGCUGUCGGGAUCUAUAUGCGACAUCUGGGCGACGUGUCUAUCGGUUCCACACCAAUCCGCCAUCGGAAGACAGUAUGGAUUUCGAUGAUUAG